AUUCCAGACUUGGCUUCCCCGGCAUUCUAUAUAUAUACCCCUAUACUAGAGAAACGAUAAACUUAAAAAAAUAAAUCUGAAUCUCUCGAUCAUGGACGCAAGAGCAUCUUUUUACCUCCUCCUGCCUUUCCUAGUCCUCCUCGCAAGAGGAGCCGGCGCAGCCACACUCAGCUUCACCAGCAAGUGCCCCUAUACAGUCUGGCCCGGGACGCUCACCGGUGGGGGUGGCGGGCAGCUAUCCUCAACCGGGUUCGAGCUUGCCACCGGUGCAACCUUCUCAAUCAAUGACGUCCCGGACACGUGGACAGCCGGCCGGGUGUGGGGCCGAACGGGCUGCACCACUGAUGCCUCCGGCAAAUUCGUAUGCGCCACCGCCGACUGUGGGUCUGGCCAGGUGAGCUGCAAUGGUGCAGGGGCGAUCCCGCCGGCCACCUUGGCGGAGUUCACUCUCAAGGCACCGGGCUCUGCCGAGAACAGCAUCUACGACGUCAGCCUCGUGGACGGCUUCAACCUGCCCCUCUCUAUAACUCCACAGGGCAGCGGCAGUGGGUGCACCACGACCAGCUGCGCAGCCAACGUCAACUCCGUGUGCCCGUCAGAGCUAGCGGUGAAGGGAUCGGACGGGAGCAUCGUGGCGUGCAAGAGCGCGUGCCUGGCGUUAAACCAGCCGCAGUACUGCUGCACAGGGGCGUACAACACGCCGGCGACAUGCCCGCCGACGAACUACUCGAAGAUUUUCAAGGACCAGUGCCCUCAAGCUUACAGCUACGCUUACGACGACACGAGCAGCACUUUUAGUUGCGCGGGUGGGGCUAGUUACCUCAUCACAUUCUGUCCGUGAUAUAUUCUCUCUUCUUCUGAACUUGGAUGGACCAUUUUCCUCUCCGAGGUGAAAAUAAGAGGUCCAUGGGUCGUCUCGGUUGGCCUAAAGCUAUUUGUACCCUCGUCACUGGACUGAGGGAUCAUGCGAGUAGUUUCAUUUUCCACUAGGAAAAUUAAAUGUAAUCUGCCGAGUGAAUAAUGGAUUAUACAAAAUAAACAAUGUAUUCGAUAGAAUAUUUAAAUAUGAUGUCACAUUUUCAAUUAA
Molecule: messenger RNA, 1087 nt
Organism: Eucalyptus grandis
Lineage: Eukaryota; Viridiplantae; Streptophyta; Magnoliopsida; Myrtales; Myrtaceae
Product: thaumatin-like protein 1
Exons: 2
Coding region: 92-841 (249 amino acids)
Biological process (GO): defense response
Cellular component (GO): extracellular region
Source: RefSeq, a predicted model, not a curated record